AGAGAUCAAUAGGUGCAUAUUUUUUUCUGAUUUUUCUCACCGUAUAUUAUAUUUUUCACUUGGGGUCCCUUCAAAAGGACAUUUGGAUAAAAAAGAAUUUAUAAUAAUGAAUCUAUAAUAGACAACAUAGUAAAUAUACAAAAGGCUAGUAUAACGAGCAUGAGUCACUAUAUUAUUAUAUUAUAUAAUAAUUUCAUAAUUCUUAUUAUUACACAUUAUAUAACAAUAACAACAGAUAACGGUUAUUUUUAAUUUUUAUUAAAAUAAAAUAAAAAAUGGAUCUAUCGUGGACAACACUUUUAAUAAUGCCAUUUUUCAAACAUACAUUAUAUAUUUUUGCGUUAAAGUAUAUAUUUUCAAGAAAUAUAAUUAUUGUCAUCUUAGCAUGAAAAUAGUAUUCAUAAUGUGGUCAUUGGUUAGUUUCACUUUUCAUGCAAUAGGAAAUAUAAUUUUGCAAAUCUAGAGGGUUCUUUCAUCUUUGGGAAAGCAACUGUACCUAUAGAUACUUUUGUGUACACUUGCGUCCCACUAAGAUAUGGAUUAAAGUAAUAAUAUAAAUAAUAAUUUAAAUCACAUUAGGAAUAAUUAUAAGAAUUGUAAUAAAAACAUAAAUGUGAAAAUGUGUAGGUUGACGUAUAUUAUAUUACUAUAUAAAUUAUAAAUUAUGGUAUUUGUCACUUGGCAUAAUAUUUUAUUACUAAAAUGCAAAUACCAUUCAAACAUAAUAUUAAAUGAGCAUAUUCUGCAAACAAUAUUUUGUGUAUUUUAUACACAUUAAAUUAAUUGCAUGUUUAGCGCAAUAUUGACCUGCGUUAUCUUAGGUACCUCGGAGAACUAAUAUUUGAUUCAAUACUACGUAUUUAUUUACCUCUAGAUGAAAAUAUUUAUUUAUAUCAAGUCUAUACUUAUUAUUUAUAUUGGUUCGUACUUUUAUUUAAUAAGCUGUUAAAUAAUAGUUACUUACAAAUUACAAUAGAACCAUACUAAGUGCGAAAAUUAGAAUAGAAAUUGGUUUUAAAUAGACAUCAACCAAUCGGUGCGAUCAUUACCAUUCUCUAAUAUCACAACAACUGCCACCUUCACAACAUUUAACGAUCCCAAUAAAUACGAUUCCCUAUCUGUAGCAACAUUAAAUAUUCAUACUAUUAUAUAAGUGACGAACUAGUAUAAUCACAAGCAAUUCAUCAUAAUUUGUAUGCAGUAUUCUUUAUGUUUUAGUCUAUCGUUAUUCGUCAGUGCAAUACCACGUUUUAAAACUUUCAAUUCAUUUAUAAUUUCUCAAACAAAGAGUUUGUAGUGUGAAUAUGGAAAAAUCACCAAAUGAAGAAGAAGAAAAAUUAGAAAUAUUUGAAGUUCCAUCUCAGUCUUUGCCGGAAAAAUCAAACUUGAAGGGUGAUUGGCUGAACUUCUUUCUAUUGAUAUUAUUAUACACAAUACAAGGAUUACCUUUGGGUUUAGCCAUUGCUUUACCGAUAAUUUUUCAAAGUAAAAAAAUUGUGUCCUAUAAAGAACAGGCUUUUUUCAGUUUAGUUGCAUGGCCAUAUAGUGUAAAAAUUUUAUGGGCGCCAAUAGUAGACUCACUGUACGUACAAUGGAUAGGCAGACGAAAAUCUUGGCUCAUGUUCGUUCAAUACUUGAUGGGGGUGGUUUUACUCUAUACGGCCAUUAACAUCGACGAGUGGUUGCCGGACUCUGAAAUACCUAAUCUCAAAGCGCUGGUGUCUACGUUUUGUGUCAUCAGCUUCUUGGCCGCAACACAAGAUAUAGUUGUCGAUGGAUGGGCACUGACAAUGCUGAAAAAGAACAACGUGGGUCAUGCGUCCACGUGCAACGGGACGGGUGUAGCAUUGGGUGUGCUUAUAGGUACAAUUUGUCCUGUUUUACUUACAUCAGAAGACUUUUGUAAUAAAUACUUACGGAUAACGCUCAGCACAGGAGGCAUAAUCACUAUAAAAGGUUUUUUGUAUUUUUGGAGCUUCAUAAUUAUGUUGAUAACAACAUUUAUUGGUAUAUUCAAAAGAGAAAUGGAUAACAGAUUAGAAGAGGGGCACGUACAAAUUAACGUUUUUAAAAGCUAUAAACUUCUUUGGAGAAUUUUUAAGCUGCCUAAUAUUCGAGUAUUGGCAGUUGCAUUGUUAACAAUGAAGAUUGGAUUUUCGGCAACUGAUUCUGUGUCAAAAUUAAAACUAAUUGAUGCCGGUGUAUCUAAAGACGAUAUAAUGAUAAUAACUAUAUCAAUGUAUAUAGUGAAAUUUAUUGUACCUAUCGUUGUAUCAAAAUAUACUUCAGGUACAAAACCGAUGAGUGCAUACCUGAAUUUAAUGCCAAUCAGGUUACUUUGGAGCAUUGCUUAUGUUGUAUUAAUUUACUACACGCCAAUUUUGAUUAAAAAUAAUGGAGUUGUAAAUGUACCGACAUAUUAUUAUUUGAUUUUAGUAUUUAUAAGUAUAAUACAUGAGAUUUUAGCAUACACUAUGUACCUUUUCACAUUAGGAUUUUUCUCUCGGAUAAGUGACUCACGUUUUGGCGGUACAUACAUGACGAUGUUGUCGACGAUUGCCAGUUUUGGAUGGGUAGUAUCACAUACUUUGGCACUGCGAAUGAUUGACGUGCUCACGUUCAGUAAAUGUUCAAAUGAUGAUGAAAAUAAUUGUUCUACGACAGAUUUGAGAAACAUGUGCAAAAUAAAGGGAGGUGAUUGUAACAUUAUUGUAAAUGGAUACUAUAUAGAAGUUGCACUGUGCAUGGCAAUUGGAUUUGUUUGGUAUUUUUUGUACAAAAAAACCAUACAAAAUCUUCAAACAAAGAGUCUUUCCAAUUGGCAAUUGAACCUAAAUCGACUAGAACGAGAAAAAAACGAAGAGUCUUAGUGUAAAUAAACAUGAAAUAUAAUAUACGUAGAUGACUUCUAAGAAAUGUACAAAUUGUUUUACAUUGUGCCUAUGAAUUAUAAAUACUUUAGAAUUCUGUUGUUUUUUUUUUUUUUCAUUAUUAUUAUUCGAUUUGAAAUAUUUUAAAUUUUAGAAAUUAAAAUUAUUAAUUAUUUUCUUACACCUAAAUAUAUUUGUGACUUGUGUGUAUUAAUAUAUUAUUUACUACUAUCUUA
This is a messenger RNA of Metopolophium dirhodum (rose-grain aphid), 3106 nucleotides long. Its product is annotated as acetyl-coenzyme A transporter 1-like. Gene Ontology annotation, molecular function: acetyl-CoA transmembrane transporter activity. Gene Ontology annotation, cellular component: membrane. The coding region runs from base 1305 to 2870 and encodes 521 amino acids. NCBI's taxonomy places the organism in Eukaryota, Metazoa, Arthropoda, Insecta, Hemiptera, Aphididae. The record is from RefSeq and is a predicted model, not a curated record. The transcript is spliced from 11 exons.